AUGGAUGUGGCUCGAGUGUUGCGCAUGAAUGGAGGAACUGGAGAAACAAGCUAUGCUAAUAAUUCCUUAAUACAGCAAAAGUCGAUUACCUUAACUAAACCUAUAAGAGAGGAAGCAAUAACUUGCUUCUACAAAGAAAGACUCCCACGAACCCUAGCAAUUGCUGAUUUGGGCUGUUCUUCAGGACCAAACGCUUUGUUUGUGACUGGUGAAUUGAUCCAAAAUGUGGAGAAGCUACGUAGAGACCUAAACCAUGAAUCUCCAGAAUACAUCAUCUUCUUGAAUGACCUCCCAGCCAACGAUUUUAACAACAUCUUCAAGUCUCUUGAAUGCUUCAAGCAAAACCUAAGCAGGCGAGUGAUAGGCGGGAUUGAUCAAUGCUACAUCACUGGGGUUCCAGGUUCUUUUUAUGGCAGAAUUCUUCCUACUAAUUCAUUGGAUUUUGUUCAUUCCUCCAACAGUCUUCAUUGGAUAUCUCAAGUACCGAAGCAUGUAGAGAACAAUAAGGGCAAUAUUUACAUUGCAAGCACGAGCCCUUUAGAUGUCCGAAAGGCAUACUACGACCAAUUUCAAAGAGAUUUCUCUUCGUUUCUCAAGUGUCGUGCUCAAGAACUUGUUGAAGGGGGUCGUAUGGUUCUUACUCUCGCAGGAAGAAGCAAUGAUUACCCAUCAAGCCAUGAAUCUAAGUACAUUUGGGAGCUUUUAUCUAAGGCACUCAACGACAUGGUUUUGGAGGGAAUCAUAAAGGAAGAUGAGGUAGAUUCAUUCAACCUUCCUCUCUACUGUCCAUCUCCAUCUGAAUUGGUGCUAGAGAUUGAAAAAGAAGGCUCAUUCACUUUGAAUCUCUUGGAAGCAUUUGAAGUAAGUUGGAAGGAUGCAUGUGGUGAUGAAGAUCUCAAUGAUAAUAACAGUGGAUUCAAAGUUGCACAGUUUAUAAGAGCUGCAACGGAACCUUUAUUUGUGAGCCACUUCGGAGAGGCCAUUACUGAUGAUCUUUUUCAUCGUUAUCAAAAUAUAAUAGCUGAUCGUAUGGCUAAGGAAAACAAUGUGUUAGUUUUUCUCACCAUGUCUUUGACCAAAACAACUUGA
Messenger RNA from Prosopis cineraria, 1089 nucleotides. Its product is annotated as S-adenosyl-L-methionine:benzoic acid/salicylic acid carboxyl methyltransferase 1-like. The record is from RefSeq and is a predicted model, not a curated record. Gene Ontology annotation, molecular function: S-adenosylmethionine-dependent methyltransferase activity. The coding region runs from base 1 to 1089 and encodes 362 amino acids. Gene Ontology annotation, biological process: methylation. NCBI's taxonomy places the organism in Eukaryota, Viridiplantae, Streptophyta, Magnoliopsida, Fabales, Fabaceae. The transcript has 4 exons.